This is a messenger RNA of Acanthosepion pharaonis, 723 nucleotides long. The record is from the annotation of a GenBank genome assembly. Lineage: Eukaryota; Metazoa; Mollusca; Cephalopoda; Sepiida; Sepiidae.
AUGAUAUGCCUUGAUUCCCACUCCUGGGCCUCAGUUUACCGGAUGAAACUGCAACGAGAGAACGAUCGGGGCGGGAAAGUUCGGCGGGAAACUUUGGCGUUCUGUUUCUUCCGUUUAUGUGUGCCGGUCGGCGUUACACAACUCUCUUUCACGUUCUCUCUUUUUCACGUUCUCUCACUUUCUCAUUCUCUCUUUUUCACGUCCUCUCUCUUUCACGUUCUCUCUUUCUCGUUCUCUCUUUUUCACGUUCUCUCUCUGAUUCUCGUUCUCUCUCUUUCACGUUCUCUCUCUUUCUCUCUCUUUCACGUUCUCUCUCUUUCUCGUUCUCUCUCUGAUUCUCGUUCUCUCUCUUUCAUGUUCUUUGUCUGUUUUUUCUCUCUCUAUAUCUAUUUAUAUUGUCUUGUGACAGACAAAAGUAAAUGUUUAUGCCUGUUCUUUUUGAAAGAAUUUCACUUUAUUCAUAUCUAUCUAUCUAUCUAUCUAUCUAUCUAUCUAUCUAUCUAUCUAUCUAUUUCCACCAUGUUUGUCGUAAGCAAAAAGAGAAGGGAAGAAAAAAAAAGAAUUACUGAAGACAGAGAAAAUAGGCCAGUUUGUCUUCGACUGAAGCGACACAUCCUUCCUGAACCCUUAAAUUAUUUUUUUUUCAUUUCCUCCACCAGCAUCCUUUUUACUCAUCCAUUUUACCGUUUCCUUUCUUUCUUUAUCGACCAAAACACGAACUGA